This is a messenger RNA of Thamnophis sirtalis, 2225 nucleotides long. Its product is annotated as zinc finger protein 212. Lineage: Eukaryota; Metazoa; Chordata; Lepidosauria; Squamata; Natricidae. Gene Ontology annotation, biological process: regulation of gene expression. Gene Ontology annotation, cellular component: nucleus. The record is from RefSeq and is a predicted model, not a curated record.
CGGUUGCUGCUGCGGGUGCGCGGCUCCUCCUCUUCCUUCGGAGACCCCCGAUCUCCGCCGUCGCCCCUCCGCAGCCCCAGCUUCGUCCUAGCCCACCGCCCAGCCCAGGAAAAGACAUGGAAACACCGUGGGAACAGAAUUUUCAGUGGAAUCCAGCUGGCUUGCCGCCGCCGCCACCACCGGGACUCUUCUGGCCGCCACCAAAGCCAGGAUGCGAAGCGGCGGCCCACCGCCCAACAACUGAAAUCUCCUUCUGGACGUUGCUGGCGGCCAUGCAGGCGGUGGAGAGGAAGGUGGAUGUUCACACGGGAGAGCUCCGGACUCUGCGACGGCGGGCCGAUCUGGCAGAGCACAAACUCUCCGUGACAGAGAAGAUGGUGACCGACUUGAUGCCCCAUCUGGACGCGCUGGGGACGAUGGCUCAGGCCUUCGGGCAGCUGCACCAGCGGGUGGAGAAGUUGGAGGAGCAGCUGAAGAACCAGAACUUCUGGCUGUUGAACGUCCCACCAGGCACCGGAAGGGAAACCCCGCAGGUUCCUGUGAACUUCGACAAUGUCUCAGUCUAUUGCUCGGAACGGGAGUGGGAGGAGUCGAACUUGGUACCGAAGGAGCGCCAGAAGCCUGCAGAGUCCUUGGUUUCAACGGAUUGUGCUACUUCAAAAUCUGGUUCAUUGUCCCUGAUGGAAGCUGGGACAUCUUUAAGUGGUGAACACCAAGGACCCUCUGAUGACGCAGAAGAUGUCCGAAAAGACAGAGCAGAAGCUGCUGUCCUCUUGCCGACAUCCGACAUAGCUGAGGCAAAGCCUGGAAACCUGGGUCAGCUCAGCCUCUCCCCUGGGUCUUUGGAACAGGAUGUGACACCCUCCGCAGAGGAGGACUUGGUGCCAGUGGACAGUCGGAUGGGUGCAAUAGAACAGUCGGCAGAGUCUGGAGCAGAUGUCGCAAAUUUCACCACCAUCGUCGUCCAGGAAGGAGUGCUUCCUGGUGAAGGGCCAUAUAUAUGUUCUGAUUGUGGCAGGAGUUUCUUGUACGAGAUACAGUGCGCCUUGCACCAACAAUCUCAUCUCCAGGUCUCUGCAGACCUCAGGGACAGUCCCACACAACAUCACCAGCCAGAGGUCAGGGCAUAUACCUGUCCGGAUUGCGGGCGCUGGUUCCCCCACCAGGCCAGCCUGAGCAAACACCGCCUCUGGCACACGGGCGAUCGACCGCACAUUUGUGCCGAGUGCAAAAAGUCUUUCCGGCUGAAAAUCAACCUGCACCUUCACGAGCGUACUCACGCAGUCACCAAAAAACCCGGCUGCUACAUCUGCGGCGAGUGCGGCCGGAAUUUCAACCACCACUCGAAUUUCUUACGGCACCAGAUGAUCCACACUGGAGAGCGGCCAUACACCUGUGGGGAGUGCGGGAAGACAUUUAUCCGUAAGGAGCAUCUUGCCACUCACAGGCGGCUGCACACGGGUGAGAGGCCCUACCGAUGCGCGCUCUGCCCAAAGACCUUCACCCGUAAGCAGCAUCUGGUGGGACACCAGCGCCUACACGAGGGGGAGGCAAUGUGGCUGGAGAAUCAUCCCACUCAGAUGAACGAGCAUGGCCAAAGGGAUGGAAUCGGGGUCCAGGCAGAUGAUGUAGAGCCUGGACUUGGACAAGAGUCAUAUCCCCGGUAGGAGUGAUGGUGUCUGGGAAGCAGAGUUUAGGCAGCCAUUUUGAAACAAGCAGAGAACUGUCUUUGGUCACAUAUUUGAUCCCCAGAACCGGAGGCAGAAGGCCAGACCCAUAGUGAGAACGAGUGAGAAGGGAGCAUGGAAAUCCAGCCCCCUGCUCAAGCAGGAGACCCUAUUCCAUUCUGGACCAAUUUCUUUUUACUUGAACGAUUCCUUGACUUUUGCUGAGAUCAAGGUGCAGAAUGGUUCAAAAAAGUCAAAAUGGCCACCAGCCCGAUUCUGAUUUUUACCCUCUCUUGCCGAUACCCUUGACAGGAGGCAGUUGCCAAACAUCUGAAUUUUGAUUACGUUGACGUGGUCAUAAGUGUGAAAAAUGGUCUUAAGUCAUCUUUUUUUCCAGACCCUUAACAUUUUGAAUGGUCACUAAAUGGUACUGUUGUAAGUCAAGGCCUACUUGCAUUGUCGUUAUAUAGUGUGCAUUGCUCAGAGUGUUUCUAUGAGGGAGACGGGCGGUUCCUAAUUGUGAUAUAUAAAGAAAAUAAAAUAAAAUGAAUUUUUUAA